GGCGCACGGGCGCGGACGAGAAAGGGCGAAGGGUCAACCGAGGGAUGGGUGCCACAGGGGGAUAAGCGACUAUUCGCACUAUUAUGCAGAUGCCGUGAGACGGGAGAGACGCGGACGCAGAGGGACAGGGAGAAGGGAAAAAAGGCCUCCCUGCCUGGGUAAGCAAGCAAGGUGGAACGGAUGAAACGUAUGGGUGGUGGCGAGGGUAGGAGACAGGACCGGCAGCACGUAUAAAGUACGUACAGAGCGAGCGGAAUAUAGAAAGUGAAGGUGGAUGCGAUGUGUAUCUGUAUGUGUAUGUGUGUAUAUGGCUAGCCGUAUGUGCGCAUUGCGUGGCCCGGAUGCUGUGAUUGUUUAUCGGUCGCAUGCAGUGUGCGUGCUAGUACCGGAGGAAGAGACGAGGAACGAGGAGAAAAAGGGACCGCAGAGGAGAAACGUACCCAACUUGAGGUGGUAUGCAGAUGGACCACCCUACCAGGUCGCGGAGCGUGGAAGAACCACGAAGCCUUGUCGGGAUUCAGCUCCAGCGUGGUGCGGCCCUGUUUGGCAUUGCCCUGCUAGGGGGGUGUGGCUCUCGACCUCCACAGCUCGUGGUCGCACCUCUGCGGUGAGGGUGGGUAGAGCUGGCGAUCCACUACGGGUUCGUCCUUCAACAACACCCCUUCGUCAAUACGUAUCGUGGUUUAGGGCGAGGGAGGAGUGGGAAAGGGAGAGGGUGAGGGUGAGGGUGAGGGUGAGAGGGAGAGGGAGAGGCGGAGAGAGGUAGAGAGGAAGACAAGAGGUGGAUUUGAUGCAAUAAUCGUGUGGGGGGCACAGCUGGUGGAAACGGGGUGCCUCGUCUUCCUACCGG
Molecule: messenger RNA, 850 nt
Organism: Durotheca rogersii
Lineage: Eukaryota; Fungi; Ascomycota; Sordariomycetes; Xylariales; Xylariaceae
Exons: 1
Coding region: 275-766 (163 amino acids)
Source: RefSeq, a predicted model, not a curated record